AUGACGACCUCCGCAAUUUUCGAGAAGCUCGCAUUGCAUGCGCCUCAUCUGUCAGGCAGACAUGUGAUCCCUGCUUUGCCCGCCUUCGUAUACGGAACGGCGUGGAAAAAAGAGGCAACGGCUGACCUCGUCUACCAGGCCCUAUGCAACGAUUUCACAGCCAUUGAUACUGCCGCUCAACCUAAGCAUUACCGAGAGGACCUGGUCGCUGCUGGGAUCUCAAGGGCUAUCAAAGAUGGCAAGAUCAGGCGAUCCGAAGUCUACAUCCAAACGAAAUUCACCAGCGUGGGAGGUCAGGAUCCAGAGAACAUACCCUAUGAUCCAAAGAGUCCGCUCCGUGAGCAAGUGAAUGCAUCCGUCAUGUCGUCCCUCAAGAACUUCAACUUUACAGAUGUGGUGAAAGGAGACGACACGGCAGAGCCCUACAUUGAUACACUCGUUCUUCAUUCACCUAUGCCGACCAUCACCGAGACCUUGGAAGUCUGGCAGACCUUGGAGCAGUAUGUGCCCAACGAGAUCCGGAACCUGGGCAUUUCCAACUGCAACCUGUUCACCUUGAUGGACAUCUACGAGCGCGCUCGCAUCAAGCCGAGUGUGGUUCAGAAUCGUUUUUAUCCAAGCACCAAGUUUGACAUUGGAAUGCGCCAAUUCUGUCGGGAGCAGAAUAUUGUUUAUCAGAGCUUCUGGACACUGUCGGCCAACCCAAACCUCGUCUGGUCGAAUGAAGCAGGUUCUUUGGCAAACCAGCUUGGUAUCAGCCCCCAGUCGGCCCUGUACUGUUUGGUGCUGGGGUUGGGGAAUGUAACGGUGCUCAAUGGCACCAAGAGUGCUCAGCAUAUGCAGGAGGACUGGAGAGCAGUGAAGGUGGUGAAGGAUUUUGCACAAGCGCACCCUGAAGCAUGGAACCAGACAAUGACGGGCUUCCGAAAACUGAUCGGACAACCGAAGCCGUAG
Messenger RNA from Fonsecaea multimorphosa CBS 102226, 954 nucleotides. RefSeq lists its product as uncharacterized. Gene Ontology annotation, cellular component: cytosol. The record is from RefSeq and is a predicted model, not a curated record. Gene Ontology annotation, molecular function: aldose reductase (NADPH) activity. Lineage: Eukaryota; Fungi; Ascomycota; Eurotiomycetes; Chaetothyriales; Herpotrichiellaceae. The transcript has a single exon. The coding region runs from base 1 to 954 and encodes 317 amino acids.